AUGGUGUGUGAUGCAAGAUUCAGAGUAACUAAUGUUGUGGCAAAGUGGCCAGGGAGUGUGCACGACAGCCGAAUUUUCAGGGAAUCAGAAUUGUGUAGAAAGUUUGAGAAUGGAGAAAUAGAUGGACUUCUGCUUGGAGACUCUGGGUACCCAUGCAAAAAGUACUUGAUGACACCAUAUAUGAAUCCCCAAACUGCUGCUCAAGAAAGAUUCAAUUCAUCAUUAACAAAAACGAGGGUUACAGUAGAGCAGACAUUUGGAGUCAUGAAGAGGCGUUUCCCUUGUUUGAGUUACGGACUGAGGGUGAAAACCUGCCACACACCACAGGUUAUCGUUUCCUGUGUCAUUUUACAUAAUUUUGGGAUGGAGAGUGGCGACACAUUUGAAAGACUAGUUAGUUUGACUUUUGAGUCUCCAGAUAAUGUUGAUUUACAAAAUGACCAAGCUGGAGCCAGGUAUAGGGAUGUAUUUGCAUCUACAUACUUUGCCUGAACUUUGACAUUAUAUUUGCUCUCCUUUUAUAGCUAACGUGCCUCCAGAUAUUUUCUAAAUAAGUACAUGUAUGUAACACUUGUGAUAAAAACAUUGACAAGUAUGAUUUUGGGGCAACGCUAAUCAAUAAAUCUCUUAAAUGUACUGAAAAUCCCUUAAGAACAUGUACCAUAAAAUAUUAAUGAAGACCACACCUGUCAAGUUUGGUAUAAAUCUGUCUUGUUGUUGAAGACAAGAUGUUGUUUAAUGUUACUGCUGUAAAUGACAGACAACAUACACAUAAGCAC
Molecule: messenger RNA, 779 nt
Organism: Ruditapes philippinarum (Manila clam)
Lineage: Eukaryota; Metazoa; Mollusca; Bivalvia; Venerida; Veneridae
Product: putative nuclease HARBI1
Exons: 3
Coding region: 1-492 (163 amino acids)
Source: RefSeq, a predicted model, not a curated record